Messenger RNA from Branchiostoma belcheri (Belcher's lancelet), 2433 nucleotides. RefSeq names its product TNF receptor-associated factor 2-like. Lineage: Eukaryota; Metazoa; Chordata; Leptocardii; Amphioxiformes; Branchiostomatidae. Gene Ontology annotation, molecular function: ubiquitin protein ligase binding; zinc ion binding; tumor necrosis factor receptor binding. The transcript is spliced from 7 exons. Gene Ontology annotation, biological process: positive regulation of JNK cascade; regulation of canonical NF-kappaB signal transduction; regulation of apoptotic process. The record is from RefSeq and is a predicted model, not a curated record. Gene Ontology annotation, cellular component: plasma membrane signaling receptor complex; cytoplasmic side of plasma membrane. Bases 124 to 1443 code for a protein of 439 amino acids.
AUCAUGUGACAGAGAGGCUAACAAAGGGCCAUAUAAGCACGCUAAAAUUCUUGGUCACUACGGGUCUACCUGGGCAACGCUCGACAUCCAAGACGUGUGAAACUCUAAGCGACAAGCUGCGCCAUGCCUGGUUUCCCGGACAAGAUCUUCAAAAGCUCGAACCUCCAGAAGUUCCGGUGUCCUAUCUGUCAACAAGUUCUGAGGGAUCCUGUUCAGACUGAGUGUGGCCAUCGGUACUGCUCAUCGUGUAUUGGAGGCUUCUUGAACACGAGUGCAGGACCAAGAUGUUUGGUCUGCCCUACAGAAGAGUGCCCUUUCCUGGACAAAGAUAAGAUGAACAAGGACAGGUUUGCCCAACGAGAGAUUGAAAACAUGGAGGUGAAAUGCCCUACGACUGGCUGUGAUUGGGAGGGAAUACUCGGACAGUAUCUCCAAAUCCACAAACAUCACUGUCCUGCGACGUCGGACGAAAGGUCACCACCUCCCGCUCCCACUCAGGCGGCAGGGGUCAGCAGACAAGAUCAGACGACCCGCCGUCAGACAUUUCCGGAUGACGCUGACAGCUUCACCCUCACCACAAACCAACAUCUGAUGGGCCCUUUGAGGGAAGCAUGUGCACCGCCACCGCCAACACCUGUCGAAGAUCGUGCGUCAAGUGCCUCAAACGACGAGAAGAAUCGGGUGGUGCGUCUGCAAGGGCAGGUAGCGAAGAUGAGGAAAGAGACGAGGGAUCUGGUGAAUGCAGGAGAGAGGCUGGACACAAGAAUGCAUGCCCUGGGAGAAGGUCUUACUAGUUCUCUGCGAGCGACUGAAAGAUUGUCAGUCCAGAGGGAGGCGUACGAGCGACAGCACCGUCAAGACCGGGAGAUCAUCGAGACCCUGGAGAGGAAGGUCAGGUCUCUGGAGAGGAUCAUCGCUCUGAAGGACGUCGCCCUCGCCGAACAAGACCUCCGGAUCCAGACCCUCGAACUGACCAGCUAUGACGGCAUCCUGACUUGGAAGAUUCCGGAUUUCACUCGCAAGCGCCACGACGCCAUCACGGGGAAGACAGCGAGUUUCUACUCGCCAUGUUUCUUCACCAGCCGUACAGGGUACAAGAUGGGCGCCCGGAUCUACCUGAACGGAGAUGGGAUGGGGAAAGGCAGUCACAUCAGCCUGUUCUUCGUCCUGAUGAGGGGGCACUUUGACGGGCUGCUGCGCUGGCCCUUUAAGCAGAAGGUGACCUUCAUGCUCCUGGACCAAAACAACCGUGAACACGAGAUCGACGCGUUCCGCCCUGACCCGACCAGCUCGUCCUUCCAGCGGCCCACCAGUGACAUGAACAUCGCCAGUGGAUGUCCGCUCUUCGUGCCGCUCAGUCAGCUGGAGAGCAGCAGCCAUGCCUAUGUGAGAGACGACACCAUGUACCUCCGUGUUAUUGUCGACACAAGUGAUUUAAACUGAAUGGCCCUGUCGUUCACGGGAUGGAAAUCACAGAAAAGAUCAUUGCACUUGAUACGUUCAAAAUUAGAAACAUUUCGUAUUUCGAAGAUUAUCUUUCGGAUAGGUUUGGACCAUACCAUGUUCAUUAAGAUCAUUGUGGACACUUCGGACAUUUAGAUAGUCAUGCUUUUGCAAGUUUUGUAGUUAAAGCUGCAAUUGCUGGACAUUGUGAAGGACAGAGGCGAUUCUAACAUAUAUCAAGCACUGAGAAGAAAAACUAAAACGUCUGGAAAGCUUUAAGUACUUACCGACAUGGGUUAAUUACAACCUCAUUUCUAUCAGAUAUCAGAGUUGGAAUCCCGACUGUUGUCGUUCAGCAGACCUGCAUGUUGCUGGAAUUCAAAGGGCUGUAGUCUUUAGAACCCCGGCGCACUGUUCUGUUCAAUGUAGAUAUAGUUUUGUCCAUGACUGUAUACACCGCCUCCGGAGCUCCUAGACCUAAUUAUUCAUCCCUUUUGACUUGUUCAGAAAAGAACUUUUCUCGUAAAAACGUAACUAAUUGUAUUUAAUUUGUUUAGCCCAUUUUUCACCAAAGGAAGAAUGCUGAAUCUCCUGUUGAUCAAAUAGCCAUGCCAUGUAAAUGUACCUAGCAUCCUUUUUGAGGACACGACAUUAAGAUUUUCAGUCAGGUUUGAUAGCCCAAACUGGAUCUAGCAAGGCAAAGCUAAUAUGCUUGUGCUUAACGCUAUAAGGAAGAAGACCUUAUGUAUGAAUCAUAUGAAUAUAUGUGAAUUCUUUCAAAGGUUUUCUUGAAUCAUUUCAUUGACAAUACUUGUGCGAGCUCAAAUCAGUUAAUUAGAUGCACGAAUCAUAACUCCGACCUCGCCUGACCCAGGGGCCAUCCCUGUUGUAUGGAACUCACGAGUAGCGGUGGGUGGUGGAGCUCCCUAGCCUGGGGAGCAUCUCCCACCCUCCCCCCGGAUUGUCAUGUCUUCAACAUUAAAGUUUACC